Molecule: messenger RNA, 1044 nt
Organism: Cutaneotrichosporon cavernicola
Lineage: Eukaryota; Fungi; Basidiomycota; Tremellomycetes; Trichosporonales; Trichosporonaceae
Exons: 11
Coding region: 1-1044 (347 amino acids)
Source: RefSeq, a predicted model, not a curated record
AUGUCCGCCAUUGACCUAAACCACUUCCCCAACGAGGAGGUGUCCCGCGCAGCUGUCGGAAAAUAUGGCAUCGCGUGCACCCUCGCUGGUCUUCUGCUCGACACCUUCCUUUUCGGGAUGUUUUCCAUCGAGCUCAUCACGUACCUCAACAGCAAGGCCAAGGACCCGGUCUGGGUCAAAGCCCUCGUCGGCGCUGUUGUCGCCAUGGCCUCCCUCUCGACAGCUCACAACUGGUGGAUUGUGUCAAAGUUCUUCGUGCACAACUUUGGGACGUACUCGGUGUUCCUAACCACGGGUCCACUUGCGUGGCUAGCCUUCCUGGACUGUAUCAACAUGAGUCUCUGCCAGGCUUUCUUCGCGUACCGCGCAUACAGGCUGUGCGACCGCAACUUGUGGAUCCCGAUUUCUGUCGGGUUGUGCAUCCUGACCGGUGUCGCAUGCACAAUCACGAUGACGGUCAUCUACACGACCCUCUCUUCGGUCUUAGACACGCAUGUCAUCCUCUCUCCCUCACUGCUUUGGGCAGCGACUACCAUGGUUGCGAACAUGAUCAUCACCGUCUCGAUCCUGUACGGUCUCAUGAAGAAGCGUUCAGGUAUCAAGAGCACGGAUAACUUGAUCACGCGGUUCAUCCGCAUGUCUCUCGAAUCGCAGGCUGCCACCACCGCAAUCGCCCUCAUCCUUCUCAUCGACACCAUGUGUGUGCUUCUCUUCCACUCCAAGAUCUACGUCGUCGGACUGUUCUACGUCCUCAACUCGCGGCAUCAGGUCGUGGUCGCUGAAGAAAUCACCAUGAAUGAUACCCAUCCACUCGCGUUCAGCCGCACUCAGGCUGCCACAAUCGUCAUCGAGCAGGACACGGAGAUGCACGUCCUGCGCGUUCAGCCGCCGCCUGCACCGGGACUUAAUCGCAACCCAAGCAAAAGUGAGGAAGGGGACACCAAGAGCCAGAGUAAAAGCGAGGAAGGGGACACCAAGAGCCAGAGCUCGGGCACGGCUUACUCGGCCUCGCCGCACCCGGACCAUAAGAAGGUCGCCUACUAG